This is a messenger RNA of Cryptomeria japonica (Japanese cedar), 2785 nucleotides long. RefSeq lists its product as uncharacterized. The coding region runs from base 153 to 2471 and encodes 772 amino acids. The transcript is spliced from 2 exons. The record is from RefSeq and is a predicted model, not a curated record. NCBI's taxonomy places the organism in Eukaryota, Viridiplantae, Streptophyta, Pinopsida, Cupressales, Cupressaceae.
UCAAACAGGUUGGGAUAUAGUGAAGUAAUACUCUGUCGUACGUUUAAAAAGUAGAGCAAGAGUGAUGCAUACUUUCAGUUUCAGUCACCUCCCAUUUAUUUAUAUUUUAGCUUAGAAGGGGUAAAAGAAAGUCGAUCAGUGUGUGUUGAAUCAUGGCAUUGGAAAAUUGUAGUCAGAUCCUGGAAGUGUGUGAGGGAAAAAAUUGUUCUCAGAUCCUGGAAAAUUGUAGUAUCAGGAAAAUUUGUAAUUUGACUGGGGAUUUCUUUGGUGGUUCCCCUGAUCAAAGUGUGACCAGGAUAGUCUUAUUGGGGUCAGCAAUCGUUUUAUUUAUUUUUCUCAUUUUAAAGGAUGGACUUAAGAGUUUGAAGAUUAGAGCACAAUGGAUUCCAGCUUAUUUGAUGCCUGCAAUGGCCAAUCCCGGCGCUGAGGAUUUCUGGGGUAAGAUUAUGGCUUUGGUAAUAGUGGUCUUUCUUCAUGUACUAUCUGAGUUGUAUAUUCUAAAUCCUAGCUUUGCGGGAUUAUACUUAAAAACCAUAUGGCCGAAGCAGAGAGGUACUAGCAUUAAUCUCUACUAUAUUUUUGCCGCGCUAAUGUUCUUCUCCUUCAUUUUGCUCCUCCUCCUCCUUGGCUGCGCUAAUAUUGCUGGCAGAGGCAUUGAGCGCAUCCUGGCGGAAAAGAUUCCUGUAAUUCUCAAGGGGCAAGUGAAGGAGCAUUAUCAGCAUCAGCACCACCACUCUGAUGAACGGGUGGGGAGAACAGUGGACGACCAUCCUUAUCACUUUCGUUGUCAAGGCUGCUGGCAGAGAGUGGAAGAUGAAGUGCUGAGAGCGUGGAUUGUUGCUCGCGCAUACUCCCUUGAACAUAUUAUUGCGAGGUCGGCCUUGGCUGCCUCCGCUGCAACCGUUGUUACAAUUCAAAUUAUAAUUACGAUCAUAGCAGGGGUUUGGAAUAGCCCCAAGCUGGUGCUAUGCGGUGCAGAAGAUAGGUUGAUGCUUGCUAUAACUAUUCUGCAAUGUGUAUUCAUCUUGAUAGGAUGGUCCAUGAUCGGAUGGAGAUGGGCUACAGCAGUCGCUUAUUAUGGAAGUUGCAGAAGCCGUUUAUGGAUAGAGGAUUUCUGGACAAGACACCUGAAAGAGCUGCAGCAAGUGAAUAAGACCCGAUUGCCGCAGGCAGAACUGCUUCAUGCCAAAAUCGAAAACCUGGUUGCCAAUGAGUCAACAAAGAUCACGCUACCGGGAAUAUUAUUGUACGCAGUGAUUGCACUCCAGUGGUACACAGUUUCAUUCAGCAAAGCAUGUUGGUUCGUGUCUCGGAAACUUUUCUGCAACAAAUUGACGCGUAAGUUGCUGUCCUCGAUAUAUUUCAAAAAUUAUUCAAAAUACGAAGCAGUAUUGAAGGGUGUGCAGAUUUUAGGCGAGACUCCGGAAAGCCUGUGGUUAUCUAACCGCAAGUCCAUUCUGAUUGCCGAGGGCCUUGUUUCACGAGGCAAACAAGACUGUGAACGUGAGUGCCAAAAUCUGGUUGAUUUUGUGUCUACCAACAGAACAGGGCUUGGUCUAGGGUUGAACUGUUUGGAGCCAAAUAAGCCUCAGUCAGGAUUGAAUUAUCUGUGCAAGGGGACUCAGCAACCUAGAGAAGAACAGUUCACAGACAUGAGUAGAAAAUCUUGGAAAAUGACAGCGGUGUCCCUUUUGAAUAUCAUCAUUCAGCUCUCUCCAAUUUGUGUUGAAACUGAGAAAGAACACCCUUCCACUUCUCAACUUUUUCCUCCAAAGGUCGUUAAAGAUUGUUUGGAUGCAUAUUCUCAAGCAUGGGAAAUCAUAGAUUUUGUUGACAAUGCGGAUGCAGAAGCCGAUGAAAUCACUAGCCAAGCAGCCGACCAAUACUUUUUCACUUUGAAAGCGAAAGUGGACGCUGCAAGCAAUUCAAGGGACACAUGGACCGGCAGCGACUCCACGGACAUCAAGGAAGCUGAACGUGUGACUGCAGCAUUGGCUGAACUCAAAAAUCAAUGUAAAAGCAGAACAAAGACGUCCGGAAGUGUAAACGCACAUGCGUUAAAAAGUAAGGAGGAAAAAGACGGUAAAAGCAAAGCACAGACGGCGGGAAGUGUAAAUGCUCUUCGCUUAAAAAGUAAGGAAAAUAUACAAGGCCCGCGUACAAACGGAUGGAAUGGCAACGAUUCAACAGAUUGGAGCGCAGCUGCAUGGGCCAGUGCCGUGUACAAGUUAUCUAACAGUAUUCAGUUCAAUGAAGAAUCCCAUGUGAGUGAACUACUGAAGGAAUUAGAGAGCUCCUUGGCAGAUAUAAUAAAUGAAUGCUUGGAGAGAAUUCAAGAUCUCCUGUUUCUCAACUCCAGGAAAUGGGUCGUAAACAGUGAUAAAAGAAAGAAUGCCAAAGCACUUUAUACAGGAGGAAAGGCAAGGAUGAUCAUGGAAAUGCUCAGAGAGAAGAUAGACAACAUUGAAUAGAGGAGCUGCUCAGCAACAGUUCCAUAUCUUGGAUAGUUUUCUUUUAGAUGCUGUUUCUCAGGUUUGCUUCGAAGUUCUACGAUAUAUGUGAGUCAAUAAAUGUGGAAGCUUCUGUUUGUUGUCCCUGCCUACAAGUGGAGGGCAGUACUUAGGCCCUCGAUUCAGUGUGAGUUUUUCGGUAUGUGUGUUUUCCAUAGGGGGAAGUAUUAUGCAGUUGCAGUGCUAUGAUGUAUGUAAUCUAAUGGUUGAAUGCUGUGAAAAUUAUUUGAUUUCUUUUUUUAUUAUUGUUUGAAAGAUAUUCAUUGUUAAAAGGA